This is a messenger RNA of Fusarium coffeatum, 2796 nucleotides long. RefSeq lists its product as uncharacterized. Gene Ontology annotation, biological process: fungal-type cell wall biogenesis; transmembrane transport. The transcript is spliced from 2 exons. Lineage: Eukaryota; Fungi; Ascomycota; Sordariomycetes; Hypocreales; Nectriaceae. Bases 1 to 2796 code for a protein of 931 amino acids. The record is from RefSeq and is a predicted model, not a curated record.
AUGUUCGUGGUUCAACGACCCUCAGCAGCAUCCUUUUGCUUCUUUGCUGCUCUGGGUGUUAUUCCAACUGUAUUCGGCCAAGAUAGAAUCUUCAUUAAUGGGACGGGCGACGAUGGUGUAUUCCACGAUCGCCUAGACGUUAGCAGGACCCCUUCGCUCUAUACCGGCGACUUCGAUGACUGCUUAAAUGAUGGAAGUUUGUUCAAUGUAACUGGCUUUGACACAGCUUAUUACUCUGACAACCUCACUGUAUCAUUUCAUCUAUACGGAAGCUCCAAUAUCCGUCGAGAAAAUGUCAUGAUGCAUCUCUCUAUCGAGGUCUAUGGGGAGGAGCGUUUCAAUAAGACUUACGAUCCAUGCGCGGCUAACAUCACAAGUCUCUGUCCACUUGAGGCCGGAGAGCUUGUCAACGCAUAUAUCACUACUUCGAUUUCAGCUGACGAUAUCGCCGGCAUCCCUUCAAUCGCGUUGAACAUUCCUGAUUUGGAAGGAUUCUCCCGCCUGCGGAUUUUUGCCAACUCGACACAGACCGAAAUUGGAUGUUUCCAGGCCACCAUGAGCAACGGCAGGACUUUCUCACAGCCAGAGAUCGUCGGAACGAUCCUAGGAGUUUUCACCGUGUUUGCAGUCUUGGCCUCGUUCGCAACUGCUAUUUACGGUGUGCAAAUCCAGCACAUGAGAAUGCAUUAUGCCCAUUCGUUCUCAAUCUUAAUCAUCUUUGAGACUUUCCAGUCGAUCUUUUUCUCGGGGGCGCUGUCUGUCAACUGGCCUGCUUUACUUCCGGCCUGGUGGAGCAACUUUGCAUGGACCGCUGGUAUGUUCGCGACCGACGAUAUGAUCGGGGCUAUCAGUCCCUUCGCAGGCGUUUCAGGCAACGCGAGCCAGGUUGGCUCUGCAGGUUCGAUUCCUAUCAACAAUGGAGGCGGUCUGGCCCAACAAAUCUUCGGCCGAAGCCUACAGAGUCGCGCUAUUGUUCAGCAAGAUGACGUUCUACACUCUCUCGUUCGCCGGGCUGAUUUCAACUCUAGCAAUCCAUAUGACUAUAGUUGGGCCGGAGGACCUCGGAAUCCAGGAAUGCCACUACCGGGCGACUACUCUGGCUUUCCGGGAGUUUUAUCUGUACUUGGGAUCCCUCGGAAUGAUGCUUUCAUUAUUGGUCUCAUUUGGCUUCUUGUCGUCUUGUUAGCCGUCGCCCUUUUCAUAACGUUUGCCAAGCUCACACUUGAGUUGUGCGCCAAGUGCAAAUUGACCAAGUCAGAUGGCUUCGACUACUUCCGCUCGCACUGGCUUGGAUAUCUGGUAGCAGGCUUGCUGCGAACUCUUUUCAUAGCGUUCUUCGUCAUGACAACCCUUACACUGUUCCAAUUCUCGAUCAAUGGGCCUCCAGGGCCAACUGCAAUCGCCGCCGUCAUCUUUGUCAUGUUUAUGGGGUUCGCCGGUUUUACAGCCUAUGCUUGCUCGACAAGAUUGCGUGAGGGCAAAUAUGAGGUUGUGUCUGACACUCUACGCUUUGAGCAAGGCAAGAUUUUGAAAAAGAUCCCAUUUGUUGCGACGACUCUUGAGAGUUCGAUAGGCGAAGAGGAACAAGCACAGAAGCCACGCCUGUUUGCCAGUUUGCCAAUCCGACGUAUCAGAUUUGUUGACAAAGACCCCGAGCGACCCAAAGUUCACCAAGAUGAGUCUUACAUCAAGCGGUUUGGAUGGCUCUCGGCUCGAUAUCGACUCUCUCGAUGGUGGUUUUUCACAGUGUACCUGGCUUACCAAUUUGUGCGCGCAUGUCUUAUCGGCGGAGGCCGUGCGAGCCCCUUGGCCCAAGUCUAUGGUCUCUUUAUAUUUGAGAUCAUUUCUCUAACCAUCAUCAUCAAACUCAAGCCCUUUGAGGGUUCUCGUAACACAACAGCAGCCAUCUGGUUACUUUCAAUUUCCAAGAUUGUUACCACUGGCCUUUCCAUCGCCUUCUUGCGAACUCUGGACCUGAGCCGCGUUGCAGCAACAGCUAUUGGCAUGAUAAUUCUUGUGGUCCAAUGUUUUCUUGCGGCGGCUAUCUUGGUUCUUAUCGUGCUCGGAAUGGUUUCCACGUGGAUGUCCUUAUCCCGGAACCGUGAGGAUUUCCCCGAGAAAAUUGACGAUCUUCGUGUCCGAUACUUCGAACACAUGGAGGAUAGGGCGGGUACUACGAAGCCCAAAGAGGACGACGUGGACGAACUUGAAGAGCUGUCGAAAUCCAUCUUCAGCGUGAGCAAUGUGAAGCGUAACACCCACAACAAUGCGUUUCCAACGUUGGAGGGCACGAGAUCCCAAGUGCCGUCUCAUCCAGCGCAUCCACUGAACCGACCGCGCCGGACAAACAGUGCCAGUUCCCGGCACUCUGUCAAUAGUCUGCCUCGGAGUGGUCGUACCCAUCGUGCUUCAUGGAGUUCAAAGGAUUUUGCAGAGUGGGAUGCUGAUAUGAAUAGGGGCGACACGUCCCGAAUCAGCCGCAUGCGAAGCAGCUCGUUGCGCGUGCAAGCAUCCAAAUACUCUGUAAGCCGGCCCCCCAUGACACCGACUCGAGAGUCUGCCGAGUUUCCGCGCAUGAGUGUCAGCGCCGUGGACAAGGACGCGAUUGCUCAAGACAAAAUCGAAGAGAACGUUGCUACCCCGAAGAGAAGAAAAAGAACUGUCAGUUGGGCCGACCAGAGCUCAAUAUGCGAAGAGCCCCCCGAAGAGGUUUCAAAGAAUGACGACAAGCCGCUGGAGAAGAUUGACUCGACGGGGGGUCGACAUGAAGCAACCGCGACAAAGUCCGAAGAAUAA